GGAAGAAAAAAAAUUAAAUUAAUUGAAAAAAUAUUGUAAAUUUUAAAGAAAAUUCGAGAAAAGGAAAGAAGAAAAAAAAAAAAGAAUAGGAAAAGGCGUAGUCUCUUUUUUUCCAACAGCAGCCAACGAGAAAAAUCAAUUUUCUGGGAAAACAACACAAAAAUUAAAUUAACAAAAUGACAAUAAUUUAAUUAUUGUUUUAUAAAAAAAAAAUAAUAAUAAGAAAUCAGAAAGGAAGUAAGUAAAGGAUUUCUAUUAUGGAUAUGCUUAAACUCCCUGGUCUGGGCGUAACCCUGGCUAUAGUGCUUUUAGCAUUUUCUUUAUCUUCAGUAAAUGCAUCCGAAGAUGAAGAGCGUUUGGUACGUGACCUCUUUCGAGGCUACAAUAAACUCAUACGACCCGUACAAAAUAUGACACAAAAAGUUGGAGUAAGAUUUGGUUUGGCGUUCGUACAGCUAAUCAAUGUCAAUGAGAAAAAUCAAAUUAUGAAAUCAAACGUAUGGUUACGUUUGGUUUGGUAUGAUUAUCAAUUACAAUGGGAUGAAGCUGAUUAUGGCGGUAUCGGUGUGCUACGUCUGCCGCCCGAUAAGGUUUGGAAACCGGAUAUUGUUUUAUUCAAUAAUGCUGAUGGUAACUACGAAGUGCGUUAUAAAUCAAACGUUUUAAUUUAUCCUACCGGUGAGGUACUUUGGGUACCUCCGGCCAUUUAUCAAAGUUCUUGCACCAUUGAUGUCACCUACUUUCCCUUCGAUCAACAGACUUGUAUUAUGAAAUUUGGCUCGUGGACCUUUAACGGUGAUCAGGUGUCGUUGGCUUUGUAUAAUAAUAAGAAUUUUGUGGAUUUAUCGGAUUAUUGGAAAUCGGGUACUUGGGAUAUAAUAGAAGUACCCGCAUACUUAAAUGUCUAUGAGGGUGAUGGUAAUCAUCCUACGGAAACCGAUAUUACAUUUUACAUCAUUAUACGUAGAAAAACUCUCUUCUAUACGGUGAAUUUAAUUUUGCCCACUGUACUGAUUUCAUUCCUUUGUGUUUUGGUCUUUUAUUUGCCCGCAGAAGCUGGCGAAAAGGUUACUUUGGGUAUUAGCAUUUUACUGUCACUGGUUGUGUUCCUGUUGCUUGUGUCGAAAAUUCUACCGCCCACUUCCCUAGUGCUGCCACUCAUUGCCAAAUAUUUACUCUUUACCUUUAUCAUGAAUACCGUUUCAAUUUUAGUAACGGUUGUCAUUAUCAAUUGGAAUUUCCGAGGUCCACGCACUCACCGUAUGCCCAACUGGAUACGCAGAGCUUUUCUACAAUAUUUACCUGCCAUCUUGCUUAUGAAACGUCCACGCAAGACACGUCUUCGUUGGAUGAUGGAAAUGCCUGGCACUAGUGCUCAAACGUAUCCCACUUCAUAUGGCUCACCGGCUGAGAUGCCCAAGCAGAUAAGUGCCAUCGGCGGUAAACAAUCAAAAAUGGAAGUUAUGGAAUUGUCUGAUUUACAUCAUCCAAAUUGUAAAAUUAAUCGUAAAGUUAAUAGUGGUGCUGAGCUGGGUAUUGGUGAUCAUGGGCGCCGUGAGAGUGAGUCAUCAGAUUCGAUUUUAUUGUCGCCAGAGGCGAGUAAGGCCACCGAGGCGGUAGAGUUUAUAGCGGAGCAUUUACGUAAUGAAGAUUUGUAUAUACAAACCCGUGAAGAUUGGAAAUAUGUUGCUAUGGUUAUAGAUCGUUUACAAUUAUAUUUAUUCUUUAUUGUUACCACUGCCGGUACCAUUGGUAUUUUAAUGGAUGCCCCACACAUUUUCGAAUACGUGGAUCAAGAUCGUAUUAUUGAGAUUUAUAGAGGAAAAUAAAUUGGAUUUUUUAAAACAAAAUCAACAAAAACCAAGGAAAGAAAAAAAUGUUUUUAUAUUAAAUUAAGUAACAAAAACUCAAACAUUAAAGUUAAACAUUGCAAAUUGCAACAAUAAUAAUUAGAAAAAAGAAAAAAAUAAAAAAAUAUAAAAAAACUAGUUGAACAAAAAAAAAAAACCAAAUAAAAACUAUAUCACCACAACAAAUCAUCACUCCCCCCUCCAAAAAAAAUCAAAAUCCAUAAGAGAAAAUUUAAUGAAAAUGUUAUAUUUUUAAUUGAAAACCAAUAAGUAGUUUAAUUAAAAAAAACGUUUUGAAUUAUAAAAUAUUAAAGAUAAAACAGAUACAGAAUACAUAUAACAAUAAAAACAAUAAUUGUUUUAGAAAACCCUAAUUAAUAUUACAUUACUUUUUUUACUAGUAACAAAUUUUUAUAAGACAAAAAACAUAAUGCAAUGCAAAAAAAAUCAUUAAAAAAAAUCAAUUUUUUGCAGUUUUUAAACCAUAUUGAAGGCAAUUAAUCACUUCAUUAUAAGAUCAUGAUUCUUUUUUAAUUAAAAUGAUUUGUUUUUUCUGUGUUUCUCAUCGAACAAUUGUUAUUAAUUAUUUUAGUUUUUCUUUGUUAUGGUUUUAAAAUUAUAAUUAAGAAAUUCCCUUUUUAGAUUUUAAGAGCUUAUUAGCACAAAACGAAACAAAACAAAAUAAAAAUUUAACUAAAAUUGCUCAAAAUUUUCAAAAAUGACUAGAAACGAACGAAUGCGCAUAAUAAGUAGAAAAA
This is a messenger RNA of Lucilia cuprina (Australian sheep blowfly), 2608 nucleotides long. RefSeq names its product acetylcholine receptor subunit beta-like 1 (gene nAChRbeta1). The record is from RefSeq and is a predicted model, not a curated record. Bases 258 to 1829 code for a protein of 523 amino acids. Gene Ontology annotation, molecular function: acetylcholine-gated monoatomic cation-selective channel activity; transmembrane signaling receptor activity. The transcript has 7 exons. Gene Ontology annotation, cellular component: postsynaptic membrane; synapse; neuron projection. Lineage: Eukaryota; Metazoa; Arthropoda; Insecta; Diptera; Calliphoridae. Gene Ontology annotation, biological process: monoatomic ion transmembrane transport; regulation of membrane potential; signal transduction.